Molecule: messenger RNA, 12015 nt
Organism: Temnothorax curvispinosus
Lineage: Eukaryota; Metazoa; Arthropoda; Insecta; Hymenoptera; Formicidae
Gene: Syn
Product: synapsin
Exons: 10
Coding region: 727-2400 (557 amino acids)
Biological process (GO): neurotransmitter secretion
Cellular component (GO): synaptic vesicle; synaptic vesicle membrane
Molecular function (GO): metal ion binding; ATP binding
Source: RefSeq, a predicted model, not a curated record
GGUAGUUUCGAUGCCUCUCUCGGGGUAGUUUCAACGUCGCUCUCGAUAGUCCGCUCGAUAAGGCUGUCGAUAAGACGCGCAGAUAAACGUCGCAAUAACGUCGUUUGCAAUAAACGCCACGGGCCACGGGUAACGGUAAACGAGUCAACGCGAUAGAGAGUGUCCGAGCGAUCGCUUUAUUAAGCGAAAGCUCGAAUUAACCAUCUUUGCGUAGCGAGAUCGCCGAGAUUUCAACUUGGAUUGUUUAUUUUCUUCUUCCUCACCUUCUCUUAUUUCAUCCUUUCCUUUCGGAUUACCUUACGUUGAAGUUUAUCCCGUGACGCAUCAAAGCAGAGAGAACCCGCCCAACGAUCUGGGAUCUAUCGACACGAUCCAUCGACCCACAACGAACGACCUAUUUCGCGGCGUCGCGACGACGUCGCAUCAUCAGCAACGCAAGGACUAUCUCAACGGCAGAGAACUGAAACGGGUUAUCUUCCGGAUCGCUAACAGCUCGAGCAACGAAACCGGGAGCCGUUUCAUCGCAGCAGCGAGCCCGGUGUAACCAUCAAGAUUACCGGCCGCGGCGGUUGCGCCAAGUACUGUGGUACAGCUCCAUCACCCGGCAACAUUUCAUUCUCCAGUUUUCGUCAGUCCUUCACCACCAAUGUCAACUACCUGAAACGGAGGUUCUCAUCAGGGGACCUAAGCUCGGAACUCGACGAUGAGCCCAACGCGGAUCCUGGGAUGGCCCCCGUGGGCCGACAGGAUUCGUCUCAGUCGUAUCAAGCGAUGCCGGACCGACCUCUGCAAUCCCAACCGGGUCCGAUACCGCCGCCGUCCCAGCCGCCGAUCCCGGGCGCGCCACCCCAGGGACCGCCGCAGCCCAUCGGCGGCGAUCUCAGUCUCAACCUGAGACCCGGCUCGCGGACCACCAGCGCACCAUCCUCGCCGGCGAAGACAAGGGAGAGCUUGCUCCAGCGAGUGCAGAGCUUAACCGGCGCCGCUCGCGAUCAGGGUGCUUCUAUUUUGGGAGCGGCGGUAUCUGGCGCGACCAGAGGCUCGUCAUACAGCAAAGACCGAUGCUUCACUCUGCUGGUGAUCGAUGACCAAAACACCGAUUGGAGCAAAUACUUCCGAGGGCGCAGACUGCAUGGCGAUUAUGAGAUCCGCGUGGAGCAGGCGGAAUUUCGAGAACUGUCCCUGACAGCAAGCGAGGCGGGCACCGUUGUGUCCAUGGCUGUCUAUCGUAACGGGACCAAAGUUAUUCGAUCCUUCAAACCUGAUUUCGUAUUGAUACGUCAAAAUCUACGGGAUGCUGGAGAAGAUUACAAGAAUCUUCUUCUUGGUUUGAUGUACGGCGGUAUACCCAGCGUUAACAAUCUCACAGCAAUUUACAACUUUCAGGAUAAACCUUGGGUAUUUGCUCACCUGCUGGGACUGCAGCGUCGUUUAGGUAAAGACAACUUCCCCUUGAUCGAACAGAGUUAUUACCCCAAUCAUCGCGAAAUGGUGAGUGCAUCUCGAUAUCCUGUCGUGGUGAAACUGGGCCACGCCCACAGCGGAACCGGCAAGGCCCGUGCGGAAACAAAUCAGGAAUUUCUAGAUCUCGCUUCGUUGGCAGCUAUGGCGAACACUUACUGCACGGCGGAACCCUACAUCGACACCAAGUACGACGUGCACGUGCAGAAAAUCGGGAACAAUUACAAGGCUUUCAUGCGAAAAAGCAUAAGCGGCAAUUGGAAAUCGAACACCGGAUCAGCUAUGCUGGAACAGCUUUCCGUGAGCGAGCGACAUCGCACAUGGGUCGAUCAUGUGGCACAAUUAUUUGGAGGAUUGGAUAUCUGCGCGAUUGAAUUGCUGGUGGGCAAGGACGGCCGGGAGCACAUUAUCGAGGUCAACGACAGCGCGCUAUCCUUAAUGGGUGACUCUCAGGAAGAGGAUCGACGUCACAUCGCGGAUUUGGUCACCGCGAAGAUGCAGGUUUACUGUCGACCUCCGAGCAUGUUGACGAAGACCGCCUCGCGGGGUUCAAUGUCGAGUUCUAGUCAGGUGGGCAGUCCGGUAGAAGAUCGAACUGCACCUCCAACUGUACCUCCAACUGUACCCUUGGGAUCCCACGGAAGUAUAGGCUCUAUGGCCAGUAUAGGAAGCUUAGGUUCCGUAGGUUCUAUCGUACCGAUGACGAGCGAUGUCACCGCCUCGGAUAGUCAUCAUCAGUUGCAACGGCGUGAUUCUCAAGCUUCUCAAUCAAGCACGGUAAGCAGCGCGCCGUCCGUCGGGCGACGCACAGAAGAACCACCGAUAUCCAGAGUGCCGUUCCAUCGACAAGGCAGCCAGUCGCAGGCUCAGGGUGAAGACACCGAGGACACGAUGAAGAAUCUGCGAAAGACAUUUGCAGGCAUCUUUGGGGACAUGUAGGCCACAAGAAUAGGCCGACGUAGCGAGAGUGUAGACGUCGGGCACUCUCGCGAUGAGGUAGCUAAUGAUAAUAAGCCGGCAACCUCAUCGGCAACCUCGUCGGCAAUCUCAUCGGCAACCUCGUCGGCAACAGUAAAACGAACUCACGAAAUUCUCCGACGAUCGCUAAGCAUGUUCCACGACUGAAGCGCAUCAUGCUCGACGCGCCAAUCAUGCGGAAGUUGACGCGGAGCAUGUAGAUAUCUAUAUAUUUGCAGAUUGUCAUAGAAAACUCGCGAAACUGCAUGCCACGCGAAUGCACUAACUAUUUAAGUUUAAUAGAAAGUUAUCGGAAAAUGAAGGCUUUUCUUAAUUAAAGUGUUAAAAGUACAAAUAGAUCGAAUCACAUGAUUUAGGAUGCUAAAGCAACUCUCUGGCGUACUUGCUUCAAAUUCCUUUAAAGCCCUGGACCUGGGCUUGGUCUACUUGCAUUUUUAGCGCUUCAAUUAUGAAAGUCAAUCGGAGGCAAAGCGGAGAACAAGCCGGUAAUGAUUAUUAAUCAGGAAAAAAACCUGAAAAACGAAGAUUUUCUCUUUAAACAAUUUAAUAAGCUAUAACGCGUUAUAUAGUAGCGAGGUAGGUACUGUAUAUUGAAAGCAUCAUGAUCAUGUGUAUGUAUACAUUGGAGAGUAAAGUAGGUUCUAUAUAAUCCGUGUACACUGCAGGCGAAUGAAAUAAAAGUUAGGCAAGUUCGGUCGAAGAACAUGGCAACUCAUUUAAUGUCACCUUGAUGUCAGUUGAUUGCUACCGCGAUAUCCAGUGAAAUGUUUGCGUCAACAAUAAGCGCGCUUUCUCACUAUAUAAAAGCAGGAAUCGCUCCGUAGGCCCCUGGCAUCUCCUCAACCGGUUUUACUUCGAGCAUCCACUUUUAGGCUUAACGUUCGGAUCGUCGUGUGUCAUAUUGUCAUUAAGGGAAAAGGCAUUGCGAGAUAUAAAUUAAGGCAGGCAAUGGGCGUCUUUUGGGCGAUCUCGCAGUGUUUGUAAAAAUAUUCGUACGCCUAUGUCAUUCGAGUUAAUCGAAGACGAUAAAAAAAGAGGAGAUUCGGGCAUUAUUCUGAACAUUUGGCUAACCGAGACUGCAAGCGGUCGUUUGGUUUCAUCUAGGACUACAAAAGUCGGGAAGACGUAUAUGUAAUUGUCUCUAUUAUUAAGCGCACAAGUAGUUGUUAAGAUAACCAAGGGAUGGGCGAAAUUUUUUCGAAAUCGCGAAACGUCGAGUUUUUCCAGAUCCAAAUCCAGAUCCGCGAAUUCUUUAUCUGACGAUAAAGAAUAUAUCGAUGAAUUAAUUCGCGGCACACUAAUAAAUUUUUAACGAGAAUAUCUAGCGUGUAUAGAUUUCCUAAUAAUGAUAAAAAUUUAUCGCGCAUCCUGAAAGUGGCGACAUUUUCUUUUCCUAAAUUUUCGCACGUCGCGGGUUGUCAUUAGGGCUGCACAGGGCGACCACGCCGUCGAUGGAAAAUUCAUGAAAAUUUGGUCGCUGAGUUUUUAGCAAUAAGAAAACUCUAUAUAGGAAACAUCCUAUAAAGGAUGUGGAUGUUAACAAAGAGGGAACGAAAAUAAACGGUCGAAUAGAUUGAAAAUCCGGAAUCGUAUAAGCGAUGGAUCUUGGUGCGAGAAACGAAAAUAAACGGUCGAAUAGAUCAAAAAUCCGGAAUCGUAUAAGCGGUGGAUCUUUGGCGCGAGGAAAGCAAACGGAAUAUCGAAAUAGAAUAGAUUGAAAAUCCGGCAUGCGAUUGUGCAACGCGAGACAGAAUAUUAUCUCGAUACAUAGAUCUGCAAAUAUAUACAUAUACGCAUUUGUGUGUGUAAACAGGCUGAACGUAAUACCGUCGAGGUAUACCAGUUAAGCAUAAUUAAAACUAUGCGGAGUACAGUACGAAGAAAAGGCAGUUUUCAUUGAAUGAUCGCAGAUUUACCUUAAUAAAAUAAGACUAAAGAAGAGAUCACAAGAGAGACAAUCGACCGUGGUUUCAGCUCUGAAGAGAGGAUAGAUUACGCAACAUUACGCAAUAAUUAUUGCGAAUUGAAAUUCUGCUGACGCAAGCAGUUGCCAAAUGUGAUAAAACAUUUGAGAAAUAUUAAUUAAUAUGUAAUCAGUUGAUAGAGAUAAAAAGGAGGACGUAAAUUUAAAUGACUGACGAGGAGGGCGAUUUAUUUGAAAGUAUAAUCUUAUUUGAAGCGCUGACGAUAUAAAUCAAUCAAGUCAUUAGUAAUGUAAAAUAAAUAAGUAAAUAAAUAAAUAAAUUUAAAGUUAUUAUUGUGUCAUGAUGAAAAGAAAUUAAAUACGAUUAAUGUGAAAUAACAGUGAUAGAGCAGAAAAAUUCAUACGUAAUCUGAAAAUUCGCAAUAUAAAAAGUAAAAUGUCUAAAUUUUCUAAACAAAACUCUGGGUUUAAAUUUUUCGAAAUUAGACGGAUUCUGUUUAGCUUUCGAAAGAACCCGAUUAGCGCCAUCGAUAUUUUUUUUAUAUUCUCAGCGCUUCAUUUAGAAAACUCUAUGUAACGAAAAUCUGACAUUACACGAUUUCGUCGUAUCUCUUUCGCGGUUUUCUAACUGCAUAAGUAAUAAGUAACUGACAGUUUGAUUUUCAUGUGCCUUGACACUAAAGUGUCCUUCGUAUCACGUUUUUCAUGAUAUCAGAAGACAAUUGAAAAAUGUAGAGGAUAAAAAUAAUUUUCGGGAGACGUAAGUUACAAUGACGUUGGUAAAUUUCUGCGACAAGCAGAAUGAAGUAGGUAUUUUGAGCAGACAUUGCACUUUACCACGUGAUACUUUUGACUCGUUUGUACUUUUUAUAAAGCUCGAUCUCAUUGCAUUUGUACAUUCGCUGAGACACACUGUUUCUUCAUUGAUGUUCACCGCGGCGGAGAAGUGUGCGUACCGUCCAAGCUUACAUUCGUUACAACAUGAACGCAGUAUCGAGAUGCAAGAACACGUUACAUAAAAGUAAGUUCUUGUGUAUAUCAUAAUUUUCAUCGGGAUUCUAACAAUCGCGAUUCUAGAAAUUUUCAAUUCUGCAAUACAUAACGGUAGAUUGUCUUCCAUACGUUGCGAACCGAAUUAUUUCUGCAGCGAAUCUCGUACAAGUGAAACAGAUGUCUUAGCUCCUAUACAUUCUUCUUUUAAAUAGUUUUACGUAGUUAUAUUUCUGUAAACAUAAUUGUGAAUCCUUGGAAAUAUCUAAAUGUAAUUCGUACAUUAGAAGUCUCUUUUUCAUUUUUCUCGCACUGGAAAAAUUAUUUCGCGUUCAGCGAGUCUUGUGAUUAGGAAAAAAAAAAUUGCGCGAUUAAGGGUCAAACAGGGACGCAAAGAUUGCACGAAAGGUUUAACAGUUUGACGCACACAAAACAGAUGUUCAAUUCCAUUUUCAGAGCUGACGCCACGGUACGGAGAAGAGCAAUCAAACAAUCAUAAUCACGUCACUGCGCGGAGGUCAAUCGAUCAGCGCUAAAUGCGUAUAGACGCGGUUACAGGUUGAAGAAUAUCUCAGGGGUGCGAGUCUAGGCACUAGAUAAAAAGUAGGAGCUAGAUGCGGCAGCGUAUGAUUAUGCGAUGCAGCCUAGUCAAAUCACUGAUGCCGAUUGCAAUUGAUGGCAGAACGGAUAGAGUUAGGGUUCGCUUGUUCGGAGAAAUCCUUGUAACUGUGAUCUUCGGGAUUGUCUGUAGGAAGGAAAAUUUUGCGUCCGUAUUUUGUUCGGCUGAUCGCUUUUCUUAGUAAAUUUUUAUACGCAUAAGUAAUGAGUCUCUUCAAUUAUUUUCAAUGUUUUUCGAUCUUCGAAAAUCUUAUUUCGCAGUGUUGAAAGAUCUUGAAGAAAAUUUUCAAAGACUUGUCAGAUGCUAUACCACUAUUUAAACAUCAGUUAUUAUCAAGUCUUGAGUAAAGUUUAGAAAAAAUUAUAAUUAUGUGAUAUAUUUUCAUAAAAGUGAAAAUAUAUUGUUUGAUCAGUAGCGUUUGCUAAUACUGAUAGCUCAAUUAUUAAGAAUAUUUUAGUAACUUAAUUAUAUUAAAUUAAUUUAAAGCAAAUUUUUUUAUUUGCAACAUAUCAUUUGAUAUUAUACGCUUAAAUAUAAAUACAAAGCUGUAAGCUCAAUAUGCAACUGUCGCAAAACGAUCGUUCGAACAAUUGCAACGUUGAUCUUGAUUAAAUAGCGAUACAGCGUCGUGUAUUUUGUUGCUUGGAUCAUAACUUAUCAGAGCGUUAUACAGUGGCGUUUAGUUACGGUGACCGUGUGGUGUCGUGAGCAGCAGUAUUUUUAUUUUCAUUUCGAAUGCACCGAUUGCACCGUAGUUCAAGUAAUAACGCACCAGCAAUAUCCGUAGAUUAGCACGGUAACCAUACCGCAUCUUCAACUCUUUAGGAUACUCCUCGUGUAGCUGUGUAUACGUGACCACAGUACGAGUGAAAAUACCGAUAAUAAAUAGCGUUUUCCAUCACUGCGAGCAUAAAGUCGGUCUCAUUGAUCUCGCGUUACAAUAUAUAUGUGUGUGUGCAUAUACAGAACGCAUACUAUACUUCAUAUAAAAUCGCCUUAAUGGGAAUUCACCGUAAUUUAAUUUCUAAUCAUCUUUCAGAGAUGGCAUUUAUCUACGUUUGACGUCAUUUCUGUUUUUAGGAUCGCAAGUCCUAAAAGUAUUGUGACUAUAUAUAUCAGAACCUGUUAGAUAACGCGAGAUCCUUCGUUUAACCUGCAAGAUUUAUAAAAAUACAGUUACGAAGUAAUUCGUAUUGUAAGUGUAACGAUAAACGGAGGACGUCACUAUACCGAUACUGUAGUGAAUUAGUGAUUUCCAUAAUAUCGAUCGUUGUGAAUAUAACGAGAUGCAAUUAUGGACGAUUUAGCAUUGUAAAUCGUUCGCAAUUGCAAGCCCAUGUUCCUUCUUUCGUCCAAGAGGGAGCGCGAGCUUACUGAAAAAGCAGAAACAAGUUUCGUAAUAGUGUAAUCUCCAUAUACUCUCGACGAUUAUCCUUUGAUUAUCGCGAGAGGAUCGGGCAAUAAGUUAUGGAUUCGCGCAUGUUUCACGCCUUUAGAUUACGCUCAUAUAUAUACAUAUAUAUCCUUCACUGUGCUUUCUGAGCAUUCGUCACUGUACAUCGAGGAGAAAUCUCUUACGUACAUAUCAUCUUGGUGGUACAAUCGCUGAGCUUCAGUGCCUCCUUUCUUUCUCUUCCGUUUGCUUUAGAUCAAAGAUCAACAGUAGUGGCAUGGGGUCAUUACAAUACCUAUAGCAUUAUCCCCUUUACUCUUUCUCUUCUAUAACAAAAGUGAUAGAAUAGUUAGAUAUAUAUUAAAUCUAUACGUGUGUUAUUACGAAUUACACAACAUGUGGUGUCUUAAGAUUAACAAAAAUGUCUCUGCUAAUUGUCUGCUAAUUGUUAAGAUCGUUCUUAUAACGUUAAUUAGAAAGCUACUUCAACUGACGUUUAUGAGAACUGGUUCUCAUACUAAUGUCACACAAGACUCUAUGCAACUACUGCACAAUUAAAAUUUAAAAUUAAGCAAUCGGAUUGUUACAUUUCGAAAACGCGAAAAUCUCGACAUAGAAGAGAUAGAGAAGUUGUGUUAUCUUCUUGCAUUUGGUAUAGCAUUACGUAGCUAUUUUCCGGAACGUACUCGAUAAACGAUUAAUCAUGGCCGCGCAAAACACCAAAAUUUUUAAUUUUAUAAGUGAUGACAACGAAAACGACAAGAAGCGCAUUUUCAGCGGUUGUACGCUUUUAUUUCCCAUCUGAGCUGUGGUAGGCCAAUAGGAUAAAGUACGCAUCAUCGAUUUACCCCCGAUUACACGACGGGCUCGUCUCUCGAUAAUACUCAAUGCGUAUUUCUGUGUGUAACGAAUUUAAUGUUAAAGUCGGAUGGUAACUCGAGGCGCGAAAAGUGAUGAUAAUAGCGACCAAGUAAUAGGCGUGUACAUAGGCGCGACGAAUAUAUAUACAUCGCAGCCUAGUACUGUGCGUUACCUCCUUGAUUUCAAUGCGUGCUAGCCCAGUAUGUAGUGACGAGUUCUACAAGUAUGACGACAUCCAAUCACAUACAUCGUACACAUACACACAUACACAAAAAAAAUUUAAUCGUAUCGUAACGCUAUAUAAGUAACAUUACUGUACGGUAUAAUGUCAAUGUUAUUUAAUCCGUUAUCAUUAAUAGUCAUUAUUGUUAAGAGACCUGAAGGCCAAACUUCAGGAGGCCGUGACUCGACCUCGAGCAGCAGUGCCAUUAAUGAGCAUUUAUGAGAUGACAAUGAUAAUUAAAGUUAGCCUAUCGUACCAGUAGCCCUAUUCUGUAUCUCUAACGACAAUAUCGUUAUCGUUGUAUUGUCGUUGCGCAGCUUUUUUACCAUGUAGUCUACCUGCGCAACGACAACACGACAAUAACGACACUGCCGUUAAGAGUUACAGAAUCAGGGUACAGAGUACAGAAAAGCAAAAUAUAUUAAGGAUAUUUAUCGCUCUAAGAUUUCAGAAGGAUUUCCACACAGGUCUAACUAAUUCAUGUAGAUUCGUUAGGGAUCGUAAAAAUUAACAUAAUCGACCAGAGCGUUGGAUUAUGCAAAAUAUAAUACAUGUAUAAUCCAAAACAGAUACGUAGAUUAGUAGACACUCGACGAAAGGGCGGCCAUGCUCGUCGCGCUUUCUCGAGCGAAACGCUUGCCGGAUAUACCGAACACGUUGAUCAUGCUCCCAAAGAGAGGAAGGGAGAAUCGAAAUGUGACGCUUCGAUGACCACGAACGGACCACCCACGCGGGAGAAAGGGUUGAAUCGAGGUCCAUGAUCGACUCGUUGGCCGCCACGUGCUCGAAAACCGCCGUGACUUUCGAAUUGGCUGACAUUCACGCGGCGGCCGACGUUUCGACGAACCUUGAAUCGAGGCUGAAUACCAACGGUGAUGACUUCUGACAUUACUGCGUGCGAAGUGCGUGCGAUUCAAUCGUCGUGAGAAAAAAAAAGAAAUGAUAGAGUUGUAAUGGAUGAUGAGUACGAGCGGAUGAUUCGUUACGGAUUGCGGUGAUCUCGAGCGUAAUAGAAGAUAAAUGCAAGGUGUGGCUGUUCUGAGAGUCCGAAUGAAUGGCGGCCUUUUUGAUAUCUGUUCCAAUUACAGAACUUUAAUAUGCUUGUAUUUAUUAAAUAUCAUUUUGAAAUUGAUUCUAUAACGUCGCUGUUAUUUUAGAUUUUAUGGUAUACUGCAACUUGCAUACUUUCCAUCAAACGGAUUAGAUUUAAUUGCAUCGAAGGUCAGUUAGGUAAUUUAAAAAAAUAAAAGAUAAAUAUCUUUACAUAAAUUAUCCGAAAUUAAGAUUAAUGAAUUUCCAUCUUAUGAAAUAGUAAGAUUUGAUCGGACUUCUCAUUUGAUAAUUUCCGCGAUGAUUAAUUUGGAAUAAAAGAUUGAAAAGUUAACUGCGACUACGAAGGUCAGCUCCCUGAUCUCAAGAGCAAGAUCAAUGUAUGUAAGAAAAUUUAGAUCGGUAAGAGUAGUCUAAGAAAGAGGAAUCGCGAACGACGCGGCGCGUUUCCUUUUAACGAUAAACUUAUAACGGCACUUGAGUUCAUAAGCGUAGUUUUAGUAGUUCACUAAGAGGACAACGAAUCAACAGCGCGAAUGCGUGUCCUGAACGGUGGAAACGGGUGGAAAUGAACGGAAUAGAAGAAAGAAAUCGAAGGACGGAUUAUAUAGAGCAACGUCCGUGUAGUACGUCGCGCGCGCCCGUAGAUUAGCGCGCGUUAAAAUUAUCUUAUAGUACGAUGAAAAUCUGUAUAAGUAAGUAGCUUUUCCCCGCUAAACGCGAUGGGGAAGGAAUUAGAUCACACACAUAAAAUGCGAGUUCUAUCUGUCAUCAUUAAUUACUAAGGAUUAUCAGAGUUUGGCGAAGCUCUAAGAUAAAACGAGUAAAAUGUAAGAAUACAAAUUUAUAGCCUCUAGUGAGUACGCGAAGAAGUGUAGUACAAUAUUAACGAGAACGUGUAUAAAAAUAUAUAAAGAAUAUAUAAAUAUAUAUAUAAAUAUAUAUAAAUAUAUAUAAAUAUAUAAAGACAAAUAUAUAUAUAAAUGCAAACGCAUAUAUAAAUACAAAUAUGUAAUUAUUCCUAUGAUAUGCAACGUUAAUAGUUAGGUGCACGUCGAGAUGAUCGUUGCGAUAUCGUGUAUUUAUCGCUCGAUCAAAGAUUGAUGGCGGAAAUAUCAUCACUUAAAUAUCUUGAAAAUGUGAAGCGUGAAUUAGUUACGCCGAUAAAAAUUUAAAUAUACUAUUCGUUUGAAAAUUCGAUCAAUUUAAGCAACUUCUAUUAGCGAAAAAGCGAAAAGUGCGAUGAGCAGCGAGCAUCAACGUUCAGUGAUCGUCAAGAUCUUUUUCGCAAUACGAGAUAAAAUGUGGAAGUAGAGAGUAGAUCAUUUUCGGGACGAGAUACCUCAGUCGAAGCAUGCUGUUUUUCGCCUAACAUAUGCUAUAUUAUACUAUAUAAAAACGGCGUUUGAUGUGAAACAUCCGAUAAAUAUCGAAGAUCAAUUGGGUGAAAUUAUCGAUUUAAUUUUGAAUUUGGAAGGGCAUUGGACUCGUUGUUUUUUGGCGCACCGUAUCCAUAUCUGCGCCUUUUUGUAAAACUUUUGUAUUGGUAUUUUAUAUAUAAAAGUACGAGAAAUUUGUAUCGUUAAAGUGAAACGCAAUAUAUCCAUUAAGAUUUCUCGAUUGUUAAUCACGACUGUGAAAUGGUAAUCCAUUGCGGCAAGUAUUUUUAUUUAUCAUUCAUAUAUAAUAUUUUUUCAAGAACAACGAUUUAAUGAUACAAAUACGGAUGAAAACUAUGAUGAGAUUUUUUGUAAUAUUAAAAAAAAAAACGUUUUAUCUAUUUCUAUAUGGUUGACGUAUACGGUAACAGUUUCUUAGAAUAUUCAACGUUUCGAUGUGGUUCGUAAUUAACCGAACAGAAAUAUUAAUAGAACAAUAGCAAUUAACGCGUCGCAGUUUUUCUGAAUAGCAAAAAAGACAAAAAAACAUGAGUGUAUAAACCAUUACUCACCCCCUUGUUGUCAUAACAGAUUAUGAAACGAUUCCAAUAUUUCCUAGUCAUUAUGGUUGUUGUGAUAAAUCUUACUCUUAAAUGUGUUAAUACAAUAGAUCGCAACUAAUAAAUGUCCAUUAUGUUAUAUAUACAUAAAUAUAUAUUAUAUGCGUUACGUUGCCAUUGGAGUUACCAUUACUAAUAUAUUACCACAAUUAAUGUAAAAUACUCGUGUAGUAAUUAAUGCGAGUAUCGAAGGAUUCUAAAAUACCGAAAUGUUACAAAUAUUUAUGUGUAAUCGUCAUGACACUGUGUACGCGCAAUGUUUUUUUCCAACUUAUGAUUAUUAGACAAUAUGUAUAGAUGAAUCGUUUCGAUAAUGGAAUAAAGAGUAAACGAAACGAUAUAUUAAUCAUCAAUAUUAUGCAGCAAUGGUCACAAGCGAAACAUCCAUAAUAUGCAUUAGAUACGGGGCGUUGUGUAUUUCGAAGACGCCCCGAUGUAGAACCUGUUACAUUAUUAUGUUUAACGCAAUACGUAAGCUGAACUGUAAUAAUAAAAACAUAUAUAAGCGUAAAAAUCA